Molecule: messenger RNA, 2656 nt
Organism: Spinacia oleracea (spinach)
Lineage: Eukaryota; Viridiplantae; Streptophyta; Magnoliopsida; Caryophyllales; Amaranthaceae
Product: coiled-coil domain-containing protein SCD2
Exons: 17
Coding region: 685-2361 (558 amino acids)
Biological process (GO): cytokinesis by cell plate formation
Source: RefSeq, a predicted model, not a curated record
AAUGGCGAUUGAGAGGAAGGGGAAAGAGGAAAUACUCAUUACUUAGUACUCCGUAGUAUUUUUAUAAAUUAAUCGUUAUUUUCCAUCUUUUAUAUCUAAAGUUAUGAAAAUUUGAAUGAACGGUGUAGAUUUAAUUUAAAAAAUGCACGGUCAAGAUUGAAACAUUAUAGUGGCUACAAAAUUGUUGUAGCCAUUGUAAAACUGUCCUUAUUUGAUACUAGUAUGAACAUAAUUCAAGUAUAAUAAUAACCCGAUUUAAAGUUUAUGUGAUUCGAUAAUGGGUGACCUAAACCUGGAUAAUACGAUGAGAAAAGGAUUUUUCAUAAAUAAUAAAAAAUGAAAUGGUGACAUGGUAAUCAACAGAAAUCCACGUCACGUCAAAUCACAGCGCACACAAAGUUCGUUCUCGUAUUCAUCGGCCAAAAUCUAAAUUUCACCCAAAUAAUACACAAUCUACUCCUCCUCCUACCGGAAUUCUCUCCUUCCGGCAACUUUCUCUCCCCUCUCUCCUCCCGAUUAUCUCGGAAUUCAAGAGAUCUGCCACUCUUACCCAAUCCUACAAUCUAGCCCCAAUUAAAUAAAAUAUCAAACCGCCUCUAUAUCUUCGGAGUGAAGUUGAAUUCACGCUGAAUUUCAAUUUCAAUUUCAAUUUCAACUUUUAAUUAAUCUUAGAGAGAGGAAGUAAUGGAUCGGAGAAGAGCGCUGAGUCCGGUGUACACACGGCAGUGGAGCAGCAACUCCACCAAUUCAAGCAGCAACGACUCGGUGUCGCCGGCGAUGUCCCCCGCUCACCCUAGCUCCCGCCUCGGCACCGGUUACUCUACUGUUAGAAAAACUCAGAACGUCGCCGCUAAAGCCGCCGCUCGCCGAUUAGCGCAGGUUAUGGCUACUCAAACUGCUACGGAUGAUGAUGAUGACGAUAACGACGACGGCGGUGAUGUUGAUCUUGGGUUGCGGUUUGGUGCUCCGCCGUCUUUGGUUCCUCCGAAUAAGAAUUCUACUAAUGGGUUCGCCCGCCCUACUAACCGCGCCCCUUCUCCUGCGUUAGGUAGGAACUAUGUAGAUCACAACACUCAUUCUGUACGUUCGACAUCAGCUGGACGGCCAAUUCGACAACCUGCAGUUGUACAACCUUCUAAAGUGGGGAUAAAAACACCUUCUGCGAUACAGCCAGUAGAACUUCCCCUUCCCAAGGGAAGAGCAGACAAAAGGUUUGCAGAUUUAGGCCAUCUCAACUUGAGAGAUCCAGUAAGUGGCUCAGAGGAUGCUUCCCUUCUCGACGAAAUGGAUAUGCUACAACAAGAGAAUGAAAAUGUUCUUGACCAGCUUCGAGAAGCCGAGAGAAAACGUGAAGAAGCAGAGGCCAGAGCAAGAGAACUUGAAAGACAGGUUGCAUCUAUGGGGGAAGGUUUAUCUCUGGAAGCUAAAUUGCUAAGCAGGAAGGAAGCAGCAUUACGUCAAAGAGAGGCUGCCCUCGUGGCUGCAAAACAACGUAGGGAAGGCAAAGAGGAAAUGGAGACCCUACAUUCUGAAAUCGAGAAUCUAAGGAUGGAGGCUGCAACCACUAUGGAGAAGCUCGAAGAAGCUGAGUCUGAGGCAAAAGCAAUGCGCACUAUGACUAAGAGAAUGGUUUUGACCCAGGAAGAGAUGGAGGAAGUUGUUCUUAAGAGGUGCUGGCUUGCCCGUUAUUGGGGCUUGGCUGUGCAGUAUGUUAUUUGUGCUGAUAUAGCUGGAUCCAAGUAUGAACAUUGGUCUAGAUUUGCUCCUCUUCCAUUUGAAGUUGUCAUAUCUGCAGGACAGAAGGCUAAGGAGGAUUUCUUGAACAAAGAUGAGAGUAAUUCAAGUAGAUGGAACAAGUCUGGCCGUGAUCCCAGUGAUCUUACUGGGGAGGGAAACAUUGAAACUAUGCUUUCAGUAGAAAUGGGUUUAAGGGAAAUGGCUUCCUUAAAGAUAGAGGAUGCAGUUGCACUGUCAAUGGCACAAAAAAGACGCCCAAAUUUAGUUCGAGAUUUCAAGGUGGCUGGUGAUCCCAAGUUUAUGGAGUCAUUCGAAUUGAGUCAAGAGGAAUCAGAUGAUGUUCUUUUCAAGGAGGCCUGGAUGACGUAUUUCUGGAAAAGAGCCAGAGAUCACCAGGUUGAGGAGGACAUUGCUGAAGAGCGACUUCAAUUAUGGACCAGCCGAAGUGGUCAGUCUCCAGCAUUGCAGGAUGCAGUUGAUGUUGAACGUGGUUUGGUUGAGUUACGGAAACUUGGAUUAGAACAGCAACUAUGGGAAACAUCACGCAAAGAGAUCGAACAUAAUUCCCCUUCAGUGGAAGCUGCCAAUUACAAACAUGAUGCUGAAUCAGAGAAUUCUACAUGACGGACUUUCACCAACUAUACUGCAUGGUAAAGAAUUAAAUGUUCACCCUUUCUCAUGGAUAGUUUAAGUGUAUGCACUGGCAUUUUUGUUCAGUUCACAGUGUUUUUAUACCAUCGAGAAUGAAAUGUAGAGGUUGGUUUCAUUGUGUAUGUGGUGAGUCUCUUGAUAUCGAUGAACAAGAAAUCAAGAAUCCUUGUAAAGUUGGUGUGUAAUUAAGUUGCUUGUAUAAAACCUGGCAAAGUGCAGUAAUUUUUGAAAUUAAUAGAAUUUGUAGUUAGAUUUUCUCUUUGGAUUA